CACGAGUCAGCGGCGAAUUUGGAGAGUGUCCAUCUUGAGUACGCUGUUCACCGUCUCCUCAAUUCCGAAAAACUCUUGCCUAUCAGUAUGGCAGACGCCGAGAAUCAGUACAUGGAGACAUCAGAGAACGGUAAUGAGGGAGGAGAAGAGCAGAAUGGAGGAGAGCAGGAAGAGUUCACAGCAACCGAGGAGGUGCAGGAUGAUGGUGGAGAUGGCGGCAAGAUCAACGCCAGCAAAGGAGAGGAUGACGCUGGGAAGAUGUUUGUAGGAGGCCUCAGCUGGGAUACAAGUAAAAAAGACCUGAAAGACUAUUUCUCCAAGUUUGGUGAGGUUUCAGACUGCACCAUCAAGAUGGACUCAACCACAGGUCGCUCCCGAGGCUUUGGCUUUGUUCUUUUCAAAGAUGCAUCUAGUGUAGAUAAGGUUCUAGAGCAGAAGGAGCAUAGGCUGGAUGGGCGUCAGAUUGAUCCCAAGAGGGCCAUGGCCAUGAAGAAGGAGCCUGCUAAGAAGAUAUUUGUUGGAGGUUUAAACCCUGAGGCCUCUGAGGACACGAUCAGGCAAUACUUUGGAGCCUUUGGAGAGAUCGAGACCAUCGAGCUUCCAAUUGACCCCAAGUCACAGAAGAGGAGGGGUUUUAUCUUCAUUACUUACAAAGAUGAAGCCAGUGUUAAGAAGUGUCUGGAGAAGAAGUUCCACACCAUCGAGACCAGCAAGUGUGAGCUGAAAAUUGCCCAGCCGAAGGAGGUGUACCAGCAGCAGCAGUAUGGAGGAGGCCGGGGGGGAUAUGGAGGCAGGGGAGGCAGAGGCCGUGGAGGUCAACAGGGUUGGAAUCAGGGCUAUGGCAACUACUGGAACCAGGGCUAUGGGAACCAAGGUUACGGCUAUGGUGGAUAUGGUGGCUAUGGCAACUAUGACUACUCUUCUGGUUACUAUGGAUAUGGCGGUGGAUAUGAUUACAACCAGGGCAAUGCCAGCUAUGGGAAAACUCCAAGACGGGGAGGUCACCAGACUAGCUACAAGCCAUACUGAUCACAUGGUAGUGCAAGGGCUCAAGUGAUCCUGUGAGACUGAGUGGGGGUACGGUGGCCCAACAGGGACACACUGGACUCUCUUCAAACUCUCCCUUUUAUGACAGAUGACCAUUUGUACAGAAACCAUCAGAAUAAAGUGUAACUUUUUUUUUCACGUGUUUGUUUUAUCGUUUUUAGGUUCUAUUUCUUUCCUCCCAUUUUCCUUUUUUUUUUUUUCCUCCAUUUCCAGUGAUGGAAGUAUAAUUUUUACUGUACUUUUUGGUACCCGUUUUGAUUCUAAUGUAUUGUAAGGGUUGUAUUUUACAUGUUUGCUGGCUUUACAGGAAAAAUCUUCACUGUAAAGGAGCAUUUUUUUCCCUUAUUUUGGUUUUUGGAAAAAAAAAUAAAACAAUUUUCAGUAAGUUUGGUUCCAGUGCUUCCAGACUCUGGGGUCAAUUUUUGAAACAAGUCACUAAAUUUCAGUCUUUUAACUUCGUGGGUUGUGUGGGUUUAGACUUAAGGCAUAGUUACUCAGUUAGCCCAUGAACUAGAAGUUGAAAAAUUUGACAAAAUGAUUUAUUUGCUUUGGGGUUUAGAUGUCUGAUGUGCCUCUGUUAGUAAGAACAGCGCUUGGAAUGCUUUUUGAGUCUAUCCAGUGUACUUGGCUGAGUAGGCCUAAUUUUAACCCGUUUAAAUGUUGGAGCUAAUGUACUUGCAACAGUUUGCUGCUCCAUAUGAGACUUCCUUCCAACCGUUGACUUGUGAAUCUUUUGCUUUCAGCCUGUAGGGUAGGCUCUUUCUGGAUAUAAUGAAAUUACAUGUGUAUCAGAUCCAUACGUGCAAGUAUGGAAAUGUCACAACAACCCAUUGUUAAUGGCGAUACAAAAUUAGAGCAUGCUACCAACUACAGAUCCCAUUUUUGCAAGGUAUCUUAAACAAUGAUUUGAUUUAGUUUCUGUCGACUUAAAUGUGUUUUUAAAUUGCCAUUGGGUUUUGAUGUGAUUGUUUUUAAAGUUAAAUGUUUGAAGUUUCCCUGGAGGGAGUUCCUGAUGCCCUGGGUUCUCCUUAGCCGGUGUCUUUGGCAGUUUGUUAGUAAUAAAUACUCUGGUUUAUAAAGUG
Messenger RNA from Lampris incognitus (smalleye Pacific opah), 2129 nucleotides. Its product is annotated as heterogeneous nuclear ribonucleoprotein A/B-like. Gene Ontology annotation, cellular component: nucleoplasm. The transcript has 9 exons. Gene Ontology annotation, molecular function: RNA binding. Gene Ontology annotation, biological process: regulation of gene expression. Lineage: Eukaryota; Metazoa; Chordata; Actinopteri; Lampriformes; Lampridae. The record is from RefSeq and is a predicted model, not a curated record. The coding region runs from base 88 to 1029 and encodes 313 amino acids.